Molecule: messenger RNA, 2060 nt
Organism: Notothenia coriiceps (black rockcod)
Lineage: Eukaryota; Metazoa; Chordata; Actinopteri; Perciformes; Nototheniidae
Gene: ifi35
Product: interferon-induced protein 35
Exons: 10
Coding region: 26-1216 (396 amino acids)
Cellular component (GO): nucleus
Source: RefSeq, a predicted model, not a curated record
AACAACACAUCUAUCUGAUGUGGAAAUGAAACCGAAACAAUCUGACUUCUUCACAAAACCACAACAUCGUCGACAGCAGAUCACUUUCGCUAUGUCUUCCGAUGAGGAUUUCUCUCUGGUUAUCCCACCACCAUCCGAGGAAACCUUGGAGAGCAUCAAGGCUUCAAUCAACAAACACAAGAAAAAACAUGAGCAGCUGAUCCAGGAGCAGGAGGAGCUGGUCGCCUGCAGGAAUGACCAGCAGGACAUGGCUGAGCAGUUUAGACAGCGCUCUAUAAAACUGAACCAGAAAAGAAAAGAGGACCAACGCUCACGCGAAGAGCAGAUGGAAAAUGAUAAGGCUAAGAUAAAGUUGGGGCAGCAGGAAGAGAGUGACCUGAUGGAGCAGAUCCUGCGAGUGGAGGAACUACUAGAGCAGGAAAAAGCCAGAAACCUCCAUCUGAAACAGCAGAAUGACGUGUUCUCUGCUGUGCCUGAGCGGAAGGUCGCCUUCACCGGCUUGACAGGAAAGGAAGGCGACGGACAAGAAUUUGAUAUGGAGACAAAUAUAGUUUACCCGAUGGAGGGCGGGACGGCAUUCAUUACAUUUGAGGAAGAAGUAGUGGCCAGUAAUAUCCUGAAGAUGCAGAAGCAUGAGGUGAAGGUGGGGGCAGGCUGCAGGAUCACUGUGGAGGCCCGGCAAGUUCAUCUGUUGCUGCCCCGGCUGGUGGAGAUCGACUCUGAAGUGAGUUCUCAGCACAUAUUAAUCUCCAGCCUGCCCAAAAUGGAGAUUGAGCCGCUGCUCAACAAGCUGGAGAUCCACUUCUCCAAGACUAAACACGGAGGAGGAGAGGUGGAGAAGUGUGAGAUGCUGCCUGACUCCUGGACCGUGGCCCUUACCUUUGUGAAGAAUGACAUUGCCAAAGGUUUGAUAGAAACUGAGCACCAUGACGUGAAGCUGCAGGAGAAGAUGCACAGAGUAAGGGUGACGGCCUUCCUCAACGGAAAGAUUACAAACUUAGUGACAAAGAUGACGGCUUGUCCGCGAACACUGCUGCUGACAGGAAUCCCCACCAUCAUGGAUCGGGAGACUCUGCAGGAUGAGCUGGAAAUCCACUUUCAGAAAAGCUGCCACGGCGGAGGAGAGGUUGUAGCCUUCCUCUACAACCCGCUGGGUCAGCACACCUCGGCAGUGUUUGGGGGACCCCCCAAAAAUACAGAUAAGGAGACGGAAUAAUGUGUGAGGGCUAAUGUGCGGCGGGGCGGUCAUUAUGGAGACAAGAACACCCUGAAGGAUUAUUACACGGCCACAUCCUAAAUAACUUACUAUUACUCAACUACGUAACUUUAAAUGAAGGGCAGCACUGAUCGAUAAUAAUUAUAAUAAUAGAUUUAAUUUAUUCUUUCCACCAACAAGUCUUCAAACAAUGCCAGAGCAGCCCAUAUAGUGUUCCUGUUAGUGUUUACUUCCUGUCUGUCUUCUUUUGGGGAUUUCUCUGAAUUCCUGGGGUGUUAUCGAGUAUUAAGAACCUCUGAAAUGUCCAAAUUGACCAAUCAUAAUCGAGUAAUCAACUAAGCCGUGGAAUAAUAGAAAAUACUGCUUUAUCAUAUCUGUUCAUAUCAAAAAUCUCUCAGGUUCAGGUUGAGAUGUAACGACCCUUAAUCCGUUUAAGUCUCUUUUUCUGUGAAUGACAUUUAGUAUAUUUGAGCUGGAAGUUCUGAGGAUGAUUUAUGACCUCAAAAAAACAUGUUUCUAGAACAAACGCUUUGCCACUCCUGGCACUAUUGGUGAUAUCGAUUCUGUCAUUUAUUGAACUUGAAGGAAAUAUUUAUCUUGGUUUUUUUCUAGCAAUUUUGAAAGAAUAGCAUUGAACAAUACAAUGUUAUUGAUUCCUCAUUAACUGAUAACCCGAUCAAUCAACAAGGAAUACUUUUAAAGGUUUAAUCUCAUAAACAUGUAAAAAGCCUGCUGUGAUACUUUCCAUCUUUGUUUGUUUUUACUCAUGGAAAAUCAAAUGGAGACACAAUCAUGUUUGUAUUUGUUUACAUUGCUAUAAAUAAAACUCUUGCAUUAAACAGUA